UUGGACCUGCUGCCUGGCUCAUCCCCGCACUCAGCCUCUCCCGGAGCGCGAAGUGGAAUCUGCACACUGAAACUCUCGGUGGCUGGAGCCGGCGGACUGGGCAUGCUCAGAAGCCAGGGCAGGCUUUGGUCUCAAGUAGGAAGCUUUUGCACUCGGGAGGCAGCGGCGACUUUAGGGAAAGUUGAUCGGAGAGGGGAAGCAGCCCCAAGACGCGGAGCAGCGGCAGGAAGGAUCCCGCGGCAGCCCGGAGGAGCAUGGGCACCCUGCGCGACCUGCAGUAUGCGCUCCAGGAGAAGAUCGAGGAGCUGAGGCAGCGGGAUGCCCUCAUCGACGAGCUGGAGCUGGAGUUGGACCAAAAAGACGAACUGAUCCAGAAGCUGCAGAACGAACUGGAUAAGUACCGCUCGGUGAUCAGGCCGGCCACCCAGCAGGCACAGAAGCAGAGCGCGAGCACCGUGCAGGGCGAGCCGCGCACCAAGCGCCAGGCGAUCUCCGCGGAGCCCACCGCUUUCGACAUCCAAGAUCUCAGCCAUGUGACCCUGCCCUUCUACCCCAAGAGCCCACAGUCCAAGGAUCUUAUAAAGGAAGCUAUCCUUGACAAUGACUUUAUGAAAAACUUGGAGCUGUCACAGAUCCAGGAGAUUGUGGAUUGUAUGUAUCCAGUGGAGUAUGGCAAGGACAGCUGCAUCAUCAAGGAAGGAGAUGUGGGGUCACUGGUGUAUGUCAUGGAAGAUGGGAAGGUUGAAGUUACCAAAGAAGGUGUGAAGCUGUGCACCAUGGGUCCAGGAAAAGUGUUUGGGGAGUUGGCCAUUCUUUAUAACUGCACCCGGACAGCAACCGUCAAGACUCUUGUAAAUGUGAAACUGUGGGCCAUUGAUCGACAAUGCUUCCAAACCAUUAUGAUGAGAACAGGACUCAUCAAGCAUACCGAGUAUAUGGAGUUUUUAAAAAGCGUUCCCACCUUCCAGAGCCUUCCUGAAGAGAUCCUCAGUAAGCUGGCUGACGUCUUGGAGGAGACCCACUAUGAAAAUGGGGAAUAUAUUAUCAGGCAAGGUGCAAGAGGGGACACCUUCUUCAUCAUCAGCAAGGGAAAGGUAAAUGUGACCCGUGAAGAUUCACCCAGUGAAGACCCUGUGUUUCUUAGAACCCUAGGAAAAGGAGAUUGGUUUGGAGAGAAAGCCUUGCAGGGGGAAGACGUGAGAACAGCCAAUGUAAUUGCUGCAGAAGCUGUAACAUGUCUUGUGAUUGACAGAGACUCUUUCAAGCAUUUGAUUGGAGGGCUGGAUGAUGUAUCUAACAAAGCAUACGAAGAUGCAGAAGCUAAAGCAAAAUACGAAGCUGAAGCUGCUUUCUUCGCUAACCUGAAGCUGUCUGAUUUCAACAUCAUUGACACCCUUGGAGUUGGAGGUUUCGGACGAGUGGAACUGGUCCAGUUGAAAAGUGAAGAAUCCAAAACAUUUGCAAUGAAGAUUCUCAAGAAACGCCACAUUGUGGACACGAGACAGCAGGAACACAUCCGCUCGGAGAAGCAGAUCAUGCAGGGGGCCCAUUCCGAUUUCAUAGUGAGACUCUACAGAACAUUCAAGGACAGCAAAUAUUUGUAUAUGUUGAUGGAAGCUUGCCUAGGCGGAGAACUCUGGACCAUUCUCAGGGAUAGAGGUUCAUUUGAAGACUCUACAACUCGAUUUUACACAGCAUGCGUGGUAGAAGCUUUUGCGUAUCUGCAUUCCAAAGGAAUCAUUUAUCGAGACCUCAAGCCAGAGAAUCUCAUCUUAGAUCACCGAGGUUAUGCGAAACUGGUUGAUUUUGGCUUUGCAAAGAAAAUAGGCUUUGGAAAGAAGACAUGGACUUUUUGUGGGACUCCGGAGUAUGUGGCCCCAGAGAUUAUCCUGAACAAAGGACACGACAUUUCAGCUGACUAUUGGUCACUGGGAAUCCUAAUGUAUGAACUUCUGACUGGCAGCCCGCCUUUCUCAGGCCCAGAUCCUAUGAAAACCUAUAACAUCAUAUUGAGAGGGAUUGAUAUGAUAGAGUUUCCAAAGAAGAUUGCCAAAAAUGCUGCUAAUUUAAUUAAAAAACUAUGCAGGGACAACCCUUCAGAAAGAUUAGGAAAUUUGAAAAAUGGAGUGAAAGACAUUCAAAAACACAAAUGGUUUGAGGGCUUUAACUGGGAAGGUUUAAGAAAAGGCACCUUGACACCUCCUAUAAUACCAAGCGUUGCUUCUCCCACAGACACAAGCAACUUCGACAGCUUCCCUGAGGACAACGACGAACCGCCGCCUGACGACAACUCGGGCUGGGACAUAGACUUCUAAUGCAUUUCUCUUACCUGCUUCUGCCUUGCUGAAGACAGCUUUUUCCGAGACACAGCUGCCAGCAAACCUGAGGGAAA
Messenger RNA from Ochotona curzoniae (black-lipped pika), 2392 nucleotides. RefSeq names its product protein kinase cGMP-dependent 1 (gene PRKG1). Bases 255 to 2315 code for a protein of 686 amino acids. Lineage: Eukaryota; Metazoa; Chordata; Mammalia; Lagomorpha; Ochotonidae. The transcript is spliced from 18 exons. The record is from RefSeq and is a predicted model, not a curated record. Gene Ontology annotation, molecular function: cGMP-dependent protein kinase activity; ATP binding. Gene Ontology annotation, biological process: protein phosphorylation.